CCACCUGUUGGAAAAGGAGACGAGGAAAAAUGUAUUUGUAGAUGCCACUUAAGGGAAAGACGUUUUGUUCUGGAAAAAGAACGGGUGGGGGCCGAGCACCUGGAGCCAUUUUAGGGGGAGUCUAGGAAGCGAGCUUCCUCGCGUUCCUCCACCUCUUAGGUCACGAUUACUGGAGAUAUGGCCACUCCAGCUCUCCCCAACCCCGAGCCAUCACCUGGCCCCGUCCAAAGCCCAUUGCAUCAGCUGCGCCUACAGCUUCCGCCCGCGCCCUACCUGCCAACCCUGGGCAAGAGGGGGGGGGAAGGAACUAGAAACUUUAUUCCAAUUCCCUUCUCUUUUCCCAACUUCCCCUCCCACUCCGGAUCCUAACUAGGCUUUAGACGCCCCACAGUGACUGCACCCUCUAGAAACCAGAGAGGCUCCCGCGACAUGGCCGUAGCAGGUGAGCCACCCCACCUGGCUCACCUGCGACAAGUCCUUGCUGCAGCUUGCCGGCUCCUCCCCAGCGCUCCUGCCCUGGGGUUCGGAUUACCUGCGCCGACUCACUCGCGGAAACGUAGAAGCCCUGGGGGACCGGGAGGGGCGCCCUGCCGCACCCUGAGACUUCUAGGACGAGUUUGCAGGUGUGGGCUCCGCAGUGCCUCCUCUCCCAGCGCGGACCGGGGCGAAGCUAGUCAGCGGGGAAGGACGCAUUUCUCCCCUUCCCGCCCCGCGCGGCUGCGUAGCGCCCCAAGAAUUGAAGAUGGGGCUGGGGGCAAUGCCUGUUCACGCUCGCUGCUGUACAAGCCCUCACGCAGAUCUCCCGGAAGGUGGAACACGAAGAGGAAAGCAGAAGGAGGUAGCUGGGCUUCCCGGAGUCCGCAGCUCCCGUUCGGGCCGGGCGAGCAACAAGCGCCGGAGCGGGAGGGACGGGAUUGUAGAUCCGGCUCUGGGCUCCGGGGCGGGAGCGCAGCCCUUGGCAUUUAA
Peromyscus maniculatus bairdii (prairie deer mouse) is the source of this 966-nucleotide messenger RNA. NCBI's taxonomy places the organism in Eukaryota, Metazoa, Chordata, Mammalia, Rodentia, Cricetidae. The record is from RefSeq and is a predicted model, not a curated record.